Aspergillus neoniger CBS 115656 is the source of this 2072-nucleotide messenger RNA. RefSeq names its product siderophore iron transporter. Gene Ontology annotation, biological process: transmembrane transport. Gene Ontology annotation, molecular function: transmembrane transporter activity. The transcript has 4 exons. Lineage: Eukaryota; Fungi; Ascomycota; Eurotiomycetes; Eurotiales; Aspergillaceae. The coding region runs from base 208 to 1929 and encodes 573 amino acids. The record is from RefSeq and is a predicted model, not a curated record.
UCGCGUUGGUCGCUAGGAAAUUUGGAGUCUGGGAAAGCUUUGGGAUGGUGUGGGACGUGCGUGGGAGGCGAAGAAUUCAUCGUCCCAUGUCAAGCCUUUAUAACAUGGCGCAUAUCCUUCCCUCGAUGCCGAUCAGUUCUUGAAACUUUCUCCUACCACUGAUGACAUAGGCGCUUUGGGCAUAUCGCUGUGUUUUCCCCUUCCAAAAUGGCCACUGACAAGCCUCCCACCACUACCGGGGUCAGCGAGGAUCCGAUCUCUUUGGAUCCCGAUACUCCUCAGCAGCCUGUCGAGGAUGAUCAGGAUAAGCAGGAUGGUGUUCGUGUCGCUGAAGCAGUUACUGCUUCUUGGUCGAAGAAAUCUCUGAUUAUUACUUAUGCCUCCAUGUGGCUUCUGUACUUCGUCAAUGGAUUGAACAGCAGCUUGACCGCGAACCUUUCCGCGUAUAUCACCAGUGACUUUUCGGAGCACUCGUUGCUCACUGUCAUCACUGUCAUUACCAGUGUCAUGGGUGCUGCUUGUGUCAUGCCUAUCGCCAAGGUGCUGAACUUGUGGGAUCGUACUUUGGGUGUCUGCAUCAUGGUGUUGAUUGCUAUCAUGGGCUUGAUUAUGAUGGCUGGCUGCAACAACAUUGCUACGUACUGUGCUGCUCAGGCAUUCUACACUGUCGGUUUCACCGGUGUCAUCUUCUGUGUCGAUGUGAUGACCUCCGAUACAUCCUCGCUCCGCAAUCGAGGUAUCGCCUACGCCUUCACCUCCUCACCCUACAUUAUCACUGCCUUUGCCGGCUCUCCCCUCUCCAACCAAUUCCACGAGACCAACUGGCGCUGGGCCUACGGAACCAUUUGCAUCAUCCUCCCGAUCGUCGCAAUGCCUCUAGUCAUAACCUGGGAACUGGCGAAGCGCAAGGCAGACAAGGAGGGACGCCUGGAAUACAAGCCGCGAAGCACUCGCACCUGGUGGCAGAGCACCUGGUUCUACAUCAUCGAAUUUGACAUCAUCGGCAUCUUCUUCAUGAUCGGCGGACUCAUCCUCUUUCUCACCUCGUUCAACAUCGCCGGCAACACCGAAGGCGAAUGGAAAUCCGCCAAGAUUAUCGCAAUGAUGGUCGUCGGCUUCUUCGUCCUCGUCGGCUUCGUCGCCUACGAACGCUGGGGUGCCCCCAAGCCCUUCAUCCCCUACCACCUUAUCGCCAACCGCACUGUCAUCGGCGCCUGCCUCCUGGAUAUUACCUACCAAGUCUCCUACUACUGCUGGGCCAGCUACUUCACAUCCUUCCUGCAAGUAGUCUACAACACCAGCCUCACCCAAGCCGGAUACAUCGCUGCUAUCUUCGACCUCAUGGACCCCAUCUGGCUGAUCGGCUGCGGAUACCUGAUCCGCGUCACCGGCCGCUUCAAGUGGCUGCUCAUGUGGGCUGUCCCGCUCUACCUUCUGGCCAGCGGCUUGAUGAUCUACUUCCGCCAGCCCGGCUUCAACAUCGGAUACAUGUGCAUGUGUCAGAUCUUCCUGGCUGUUGGUGGUGGUACCUUGAUUCUUAUUGAGCAGGUUGCUGUCCUGGCGGCAUCUAGACAUGAAGAUUAUGCUGCUAUGCUGGCGUUGCUGAGCACAUUCGGUAACCUUGGUGGUGCUGUCGGUGCUAGUGUCUCUGGUGCUAUUUGGACUAAUACCCUUCCUCAGAAGCUGAGGGAGCUGUUGCCCGCUGAGACCAAGGAUCAGUGGGAGGAGAUUUAUGAGUCGUUGGAUGUGCAAUUGAGUUAUCCGGUGGGGUCUGAGACGAGAAUUGCGAUUCAGAAUGCUUAUGCUUGGAGUCAGCGGAACAUGAUGAUUGCGGGUACGGCGGUCAUGGUGCUGUCGAUUGCGUGGGUGUUGAUGAUGAAGAAUAUUAAGAUUAAGGAUAAUAAGGAUGUGAGGCAGGUCCUGUUUUAGAUGGGUUGGUAAAAAGGGGUUUUGUAUAUAAUGUGUUUGGGGUCGGGGAUUGCUUUUCUUGACCUGUGAUGUUAAUUUUGAGUUGUUUUUGUUAUAUUGAGGCAUGCAUAGUUAAAACUUAUUAAUACACGAGCUUGACUGGG